Orbilia oligospora ATCC 24927 is the source of this 1488-nucleotide messenger RNA. RefSeq lists its product as uncharacterized. The record is from RefSeq and is a predicted model, not a curated record. Lineage: Eukaryota; Fungi; Ascomycota; Orbiliomycetes; Orbiliales; Orbiliaceae. Bases 1 to 1488 code for a protein of 495 amino acids. The transcript is spliced from 3 exons.
AUGGCUAGCCAAAAAAAUAUAUCAGCACCAGCACAUGCACAUACAACCAAAUCUGGAUAUAUGAGAAAUGUUCCAUCAACGGCACUUUGGCCGCUGGCAGCCGCUGUAAGGGUGAAACAAUUGAUUGAGGGUGUUUACUCGGAUAUAAAUGCCCUCGGCUAUCGGAGCCGCAGUAGCCGUAGUCGAAAAAAAAACCAUAAACACAAGUCCCCUCAGUCUUCAAGUGCAUCUGCUCACCCGGUCGGAACUCCUUUUCCCCAAGAAGAUGCACAUGGUGCCAACAAAUCGAGGGGCCGAAGGUCACGCUCGAAUACAGAAACGCCUUCGGACAACGGGGGAAGUGAACAGCAGAGGGUUCGAAAUAAUAUUAGAAGCCAAAUGCACAACGGCGUGGGCAGUAUUAGCGUCCCAAAUACGACCCAAAACCCUUCAAGUAUACAGAGAGUCACAUCUCCGAGCUAUGAUACUGAACGGCAGAUUAGAACAAUGCAUAGUAUACUCCAAGGAGAAGUGGGGUAUCAGAAUCUAAAUUCUAGAAAUUUCUCAGGAAAUAGCGAAAUCUCGGUUCUUUCACGGGUCGAAGAUAUGAACCUCCCUCAAGUCUUCCAAGAUUUUAAAGAUAUAUUCUCUAGAGCACACGACUGGUGCAGGGAACAUUCCCUACACUCCCCGCCCUCGCUAGAAUGGUGGAACAAUAAUACCACAGACGGUGUCUCAGAGUUACCAGGUGUUCUUGUUUCAAACUCGAAAACCCCGUUGGAGUUCAAUCAGCUCAAGAUCUACACCAUUGGCGAACUGGGCAGAGCAUACCUCUGUAGCAAAAUCGUGGAAGGCAUCUUUCCAGACCCAGAAUCAGAUCCGUCCCUCCCGUUAAGUAACGAUCCAAAUUUCGAACCAAAGGACCUCUGGGCGGAAGAGCAUAUUGCAAGAUACUUGGCCGGCCUAGAAGCGGAGAUUCAUACAGUGAAUGCUGGACGCCCACAUACCCUUGCAAAAAUCGAACUCUGGAGAUCCCACACAGUAUCCCUCUUAAACCCCAUACUGGAGGAUAACGGAGCCGCCCUCGACCCACAAUCGCGCGGAGGAAUCUUCGCCGAGAGGCUAUUCGGGCGGUAUGCCCAAGUAAUUGGUAUCCGAGAUACCACCGACCAUAUAGCCGCCAAAGCAGAAUUCGACCAGAUGAUAUCAAAGGCUAUCAGGGUAUCACGACAACUAAGACAGCAUCACCUCAAAUUCAUUGUCAAAUACCCACCAGGUUCCGCCCCUGGUCAUAGAUCUUCAUCACUCAAUUGCAAAGCCCCGAACAAGGCCAGAGCCGUUCAUGACGAUGGGACACUCGAAGCCCUGGAGGAGCAGGUUGAAUCCCCAGCUGGACCAAUAAAGCGUAAUCCCAAUGAAAUCUCUAUAGUCUAUCGUCCCAUACUACACAUUCUCGGGUCGAAUGGUAGGGUGCAAGCUACACCUGUCAAAGUUGGCUGUCUACGCUAG